Molecule: messenger RNA, 4431 nt
Organism: Anopheles funestus (African malaria mosquito)
Lineage: Eukaryota; Metazoa; Arthropoda; Insecta; Diptera; Culicidae
Exons: 7
Coding region: 987-4133 (1048 amino acids)
Molecular function (GO): monooxygenase activity; oxidoreductase activity, acting on paired donors, with incorporation or reduction of molecular oxygen; iron ion binding
Source: RefSeq, a predicted model, not a curated record
UGGGUCAACGAUCCAAGUUUUACCCUCCUGUACAAAAUCCCGGUUUAUUCUGAAGCGUUCCAAGCAGGUCGACGAAUUAAACGGAACGAUAAGAUGCACCAGCAACGAAGUCAACCGGAUAACAAAAGCAACGGCAGUCAUUACAGCAUCACUGCGAAUCAGGGAGGACUGUAGAUGGUAAACCGGUAGAUGACGACGGGAUGAUAAUAUGCUGGCAGGUGCCGGCAGCGAUUGAAAAUAAAUUAAAGCGUUGUGCGCCGAUGAACGAUGUCACCCAGCCCACAACCCUCUCAGGAAAAUAGCUCUGGGAGAAGUUGUUUUGGAUCUCAGUAGAGAUGCUUGGUUAUUUAACGUACCAAAAAAUAGAAGGAAUAGAGAAGUUCUACAAAAAAGAAGAAAAAGUUAUCAACAUUAUCUUAAUAAUGCAUCAAACUAGCCCAGUAAUGUCUCCAGAUAUCUACCCCAGCAUCAAGAAUUAAUUACAAAGAAUGUAGGAGAAUACAACUGAUCAAGACUGGCGAGAGACAUAUAAAACCCGCUUAAACACCAGUUAGCCCUUUCACCUAGAACUGAACUGGUGAUAAUAAAAAAACGAUCGCAACAUGUUAGUCUAGCUAAGGAAGCGCUUGCCAUCGUAAUACACUUCUAACCUCUCGCAUGCAUCGUUUGAACUAUCCGUGCACGUUUUGCUGCCCUGCAGGGGAGCAAAAGCUUGCACCGAUUAGGGUGAUUAUUAGGUGCCGGCACACCGAUUUCGAACACGCCCCAUCAAGCGUGCGAUUGCCGGUACCGCCGACUACUGCGAACUGGACUUCAUUACUUCCUCAAUUGUUGUGACCUGGUCACCGACAUUAGCGAUCAGGAUCUAAGCGUGAUCGGACGCACGUACGGCCAGGUAUUGACUAAUCGUACCGCCACGAACCACGUUAGUAGCGUGCCACAUUUCUAAUCAAACGGAUUAAACGCGUCGUUAGGCGAUCGACAAGAUGUUGAUCGUGGUUCUAGUAUUCAUCUUAGGUAGUUGCAUCGCCGUACUGUUGGUACGCGAUUUUCAGUCGAAGCAAACGGAUGGGUACCGGGCUGCUAAACACUAUCCCGGUGGAAGAAUGAUACCAGUGUUAGGGAACUUAUUAGAACUUCUGUUUAAAAAUCCCGUACAAACAUUUGCUUAUGCCCGUGAGAAUGCGACCCGCUUUGGAGCAUCCUAUCGUCAGUGGAUUGAUGGCAAGGUGAUACUUAACAUUACCCGCAUUCGGGAAGCAGAAAAGAUCCUCUCCAGCACGCAGCACACCCGUAAAAGCAUCCUGUACAAGUUUCUGCAUCCGCUCAUGGGUGAUGGAUUGCUGUGCAGCAAGGGUUCCAAGUGGCAGCAGCGGCGUCGUAUACUGACACCGGCCUUUCAUUUCAAUAUUUUGCCCAAAUUUCUAACCAUCUUCCAGGAGGAAAGCGAAAGACUCGUAAGGCAGCUGGAUCACUUUGCCGAUGGUAGACAGGAGAUUGUGCUACAAUCGAUUGUGACAAGCUUCGCGUUGCACACCAUUUGUGAAACGGCCAUGGGCGUGAAGUUGGACGCGUACAACGAAGCGGAUCAGUACAAGAAGAAGGUAUACGAAGUUGGUGAAAUGUUGGUUCACCGUACCAUGUCGCCCUGGUUGUACAAUGAUCGGGUGUACCGGCUCUUAGGUUACGACCGACCAUUGGCGGAGUCAUUAAAACCCAUACAUCACUUCACGCGUAGCAUCAUCCGACAGCGUCGACAAAGCUUUCAAGCUUUCCAGGCGCAGCUCGUUGACUCCAACAGUGAGGAUAACAUGUACUUUGGGAGCAAACAAAGGUACGCCAUGCUAGAUACUUUACUUGCUGCCGAAGCAAAGCAGCAGAUCGACGAGGAAGGCAUCCGGGAAGAGGUGGAUACGUUCAUGUUCGAAGGACACGACACAACAGCCGCCGCGAUCAUGUUUACGAUUGUGCUACUAGCAAUCGAACAGGAUGUGCAGGAGCGUUGCUAUAAGGAACUGGAAGAACUACUGAAUGGCAUGGUAACGACUAGCAGCGAAUCCGUUCGUCUUUCGGUACAGGAUUAUCAGUACCUGCCGUAUCUGGAUCGUGUGAUAAAGGAAUCUUUACGGUUGUAUCCACCGGUUGCGUUCAUCUCGCGAGCUACCACCGGAGAACUGGUUGUGGAUGGUACAAUAUUCCCGCAUAACACAAUCACGCACGUUCACAUUUACGAUCUUCAUCGAGAUCCGGCCCAGUUUCCCGACCCGGAACGCUUCGAUCCCGAUCGUUUCCUGCCGGAAGUGGCAGAAAAGCGUAACCCUUACGCGUACGUACCGUUCAGUGCUGGACCAAGGAACUGUAUCGGACAGAAGUUUGCUCAGCUCGAAAUUAAGACGGUGCUGGUGGCGCUUUUGCAUCGCUUUCGUCUGAUGCCGGUGACGAGACGUGAAGAGAUCGUAUUCAUGGCUGAUCUUGUACUUCGCGCUAAGACACCACUGAAGGUGCAAUUAGUGAGAAGAUUUUUGCAAUCAGUAAUCAACAUGCCAUCCGGUUGGAUCGUAAUACUUUCGCAAGUGCCCAUUUCAGUCAUUCUCGUACUACUCGUACUGCUGCUUUGGAUAGUUUGGGAUGUGAUCGAUAAGCGCGGUUCGACGUAUGUUGCCUUUCGGCAAUUUCCGGGACCGCCGGUGUGGCCACUGAUCGGUACGAUGUAUCACACCCGUGGUUUGGAUGCAGCAAAAACGUUCGAUGCCUUCCGUUACUUUACCAAGCUGUACGGAGGAACGUACAAGCUGUGGCUAAACAGCCUUCUUUUCUCGCUGAACAUAACACGCUGCCAGGAGGCGGAACCAUUCAUGAACGGAGGGCGCAACACGGACAAGAGCAUGCUGUAUCGGUUCAUGUAUCCGUUCAUCGGAAUUGGUCUGCUGAACAGUGCGGGUGCUAAGUGGCUCCAGCGUAGACGCAUCCUUACGCCAACGUUUCACUUUAACAUCCUGAACGGAUUCCAUCGAACGUUCUGUGAGGAGAGUGAAAAGUUCGCUGACAAAAUUGAUUGCCAACGGACAGGACUGGAAGCGGUAGAGGUUGAUCUUCAGUCAGCAAUGUCUCAGCUAACGUUGAAUUCAAUCUGUGAAACAUCAAUGGGUGUCAAGCUGGACACUUUAGACGGUGCUCGGGAGUAUCGUGAAGGUAUCUACAAGGUCGGCGACAUGUUGCUCAAUCGAGCCGUCCGUCCCUGGCUCUAUAUGGACUGGACGUACCGGUUGUUGGGGUAUACGCGUAAAAUGCAACGAUUGCUGAAACCUCUGUAUCUCUUUACGACCGGGAUCAUCACACAGCGACGUGAACUGUUCUUGCAGGGAAAGCUGAACGAUCUUAGCUCAACACAAACUGCCGAUCAUGAUCAUUCACUGUACAGCACUUCAUCCGGUGGUAAGAAACGCUACGCCAUGCUGGACACACUGCUGACGGCGGAAAUGCAAGGACUGAUCGAUGCAGACGGCAUCCGGGAAGAGGUGGACACGUUUAUGUUUGAAGGACACGAUACGACCGCGUCGGCACUUGUCUUCAUCUUUCUCACCCUAUCCUGGGAGCCCGAAAUUCAGCAGCGUCUAUACCAGGAACUGCAACAAUUUCGCACGGAAAAAGGUAUGGCCGAUGGCCAUUUCCCGGCGAGCGAUUUAAACUCGCUGAAAUUCUUCGAUCGCGUCAUUAAGGAGUGUCUCCGGCUGUGGCCACCGGUGGCGUUCAUUUCACGUGCCGUUACGGAGGAGGUUAAUUUGCCGGACGGUCGCACCAUACCGAAGGGAUGCAUCGCUAAUCUGCACAUAUUCGAUCUGCACCGUGAUCCUGCCCAAUUUCCCGACCCGGACCGAUUCGAUCCGGAUCGCUUUCUGCCGGAAAGGGUUGCCGAACGCAACCCGUUCGCUUACGUGCCGUUCAGUGCGGGUCAGCGGAACUGCAUCGGUCAAAAGUAUGCGUUGCUAGAGAUCAAAACAGCUGUCGCCUAUCUGGUGCUGCGUUAUCGCAUUCUACCCGUAACAAAGCGUGCGGAAAUUCGCUUUAUCGCUGAUCUCGUCUUGCGUGCCUCUACUCCACUGAAGGUUCGCUUUGAAAGACGAAGUGCGUGAGUGCUGUGUGGCGCACAGUGUGUUGUACGAUUGGUGGGUGUUAUCAUACCGUUUGUUUACGAACAACUAGACCGAUCAGUAAUCGCACUAUCAGCAAUCCAACAAAACACGUGGGACGAAAAUCAGAACGCAAGGGAAGCUGUGGCCGGGUUGGUUAUCAACUGUUGACAAACAGUAAAACUGGUUUGUAAAAACAUUCUGAAAGACUUUUAUGCACUUGAUGCACAUCAAUUUUAAUCUAUAUUUAGUAGUAACGCGAAAAAUAUAGCUCAUCUUUUUAAGCAUGUACAACAAACAA